Messenger RNA from Cottoperca gobio, 1376 nucleotides. RefSeq lists its product as uncharacterized. The record is from RefSeq and is a predicted model, not a curated record. Bases 59 to 577 code for a protein of 172 amino acids. NCBI's taxonomy places the organism in Eukaryota, Metazoa, Chordata, Actinopteri, Perciformes, Bovichtidae. The transcript is spliced from 2 exons.
UAAGAGCUCUGUGCCAAAUCCUCCCCACAAGGCGGUCCAAUGGAAUGCACUUCCACUCAUGCACAUAACAUCUGUUGACAACAUACCUGACCUCCUGAGGAAAGUGGUACUUCUUUUUUUUAUUAUAUCCCUUCUGCGACAAGCGGUCAACAUGAAGCAUAAAUCUCUUCCAUCAAGGUUGUUUGACAGAUAUUCAGCGUCAGGUGAGACUCUGAAUGUACGAGCAGUAAAAUAUCAUCGGCAUGUCGAUCACCAAGAGAGUGCGUCUCACUCCGGCCAGUCACUGGACGACAACAGCAGACAAGACGAGAAGAGCCACAGAGAAGUUCAUUUUGCAUUUCACCCAGAGAGGUAUGAGCCGCUGGUGGAUGAUGAGGCGCAAGUCAGGACAGAAGAGAAGAAGAAGAGGAAGAAAGAAAAGUACAAAAAAGUCAGGAAGAAUGUUGGCAAGGCCCUGCGCUCCACCUGGAAGUGUCUAAUGCUUGGUCUGUAUAAUUUUGCCCUCGGAUACUCCACUCCAAUCACGGUGGCUGCUGCUUUUGUCCCCGACUUUCACCCAGGCAGAAACACGACCUGAGCCGAGCCACGUGCACCUCCUCCAGUUUCUUUGCAAGCUCUAUUGUACAUACCAGUAAACAUACGGGCACAAAGUCGAAUACUUUUAAUAUGUUUGUAAUAUUUGUUUUAUUUUUCAUAUUCGUUUCCACAAAUUGUAAUAAAAUACGUUUCUUGUGCUGUAGGAAACUAAGUGAUAAAGUUGUGCUUAUGUGAAAUACGGUAGGUCUAUUUCACAGUAGACAUUUUUAACUCGUCAAAGCAGGAAAAACACAGGUGUUACUUAUAACAUUAAUGAUCUUCUAAUCAACCGUCAUUUAUUUCAUUAUUUACACCUGUACAGUUGUAACAUGUUGUUGAUGUUACCAAUCCUGAUGUCUUGUUGUUGGUCAUAAUAUACAGUAUUGGCUGCUUUUUACCCAGAUUUGCAGAAUUGUACAUAGUUAAGAUAACAUUCAGUCUGUAAAGUUAUAAUUUCUUCACUUGGAGAAUGUUUUUCUAGUCAAGCAUCUAGCUGGUGUUAGUAUGUGUUCAGAGGGGUAAUGUUGAACGUGGCACCUGCAGUAGGACAGGAACAUUUACUGUAACUGACGAUAAAGUGAUCAGAGCAGAAACCCCUUACAGGCAGGAAAGUGAUCAUCAGUAAAGUAUCGGAAAAGACAAGUUUAAGAUGAUUCUCAGAUUGGAACGUCUUUUGACGGGAGUUCAAAACAAAUUCAGUGUUUCUGUUUGUGUGUGGGUUCAGUUUUAAAGGUUUUGCAAGUCACGAUAUUUGUAAGUUGGUGUGUGAUAAAAUGCUAAAAAACUGCGACAAAACUCAA